This is a messenger RNA of Neopelma chrysocephalum (saffron-crested tyrant-manakin), 7164 nucleotides long. RefSeq names its product solute carrier family 39 member 8 (gene SLC39A8). The coding region runs from base 31 to 1377 and encodes 448 amino acids. Lineage: Eukaryota; Metazoa; Chordata; Aves; Passeriformes; Pipridae. The record is from RefSeq and is a predicted model, not a curated record. Gene Ontology annotation, molecular function: zinc ion transmembrane transporter activity. Gene Ontology annotation, biological process: zinc ion import across plasma membrane; intracellular zinc ion homeostasis. The transcript has 8 exons. Gene Ontology annotation, cellular component: membrane.
CAUCCGCGACACUCACCGCGUCCCGCCGGGAUGGAGAUGCUGCUCCCACGCGCGGCGGCCCCGACGAGCUUCGCCGACGACGUGCUGAGGGUAUUCGGGGCCAACCACAGCCUGUCGGCCGCGCAGCUCUCGGCGCUGCUGCACCAGCUGGGCGCCGCGCCCGCCCUGGGCUCCGCGCUGCCGCUCCACCACCUGCACCACAACCAGUGCUUGACUAGUGAAGAAAUUUUUUCUUUGCAUGGGAUACCAAACAACAGUCUCAUAUCAAAUUCCAGCUUCUCUACAAUAUGUCCCGCUGUUUUGCAACAGCUAAUUUUUCACCCAUGUGAUCAUCAGGAAAACUUUGAGGAUACAUCUAAACCACAUUCUUUACAAGUUUGGGGAUUUGGGUUCCUGGCUGUGACUAUCAUUAACUUGGCAUCGCUUCUGGGAUUGAUUUUAACUCCUCUCUUAAAGAAGUCGUAUUUCCCCAAGGUUUUAACUUACUUUGUGGGUUUGGCCAUUGGUACUCUCUUUUCUAAUGCAAUUUUCCAGCUCAUUCCAGAGGCGUUUGGGUUUGACCCGAAAGUAGAUAACUAUGUUGAGAAGGCAGUUGCUGUGUUUGGUGGAUUCUAUAUUCUCUUUUUUGUGGAAAGGAUUCUUAAAGUGAUAUUAAAGAUCUAUCACCAGACUGGCCAUAAUUACUUUGAAAAUGGUGAAGAGAGUCAUUCUCAGGAUAAAACUAACCCACCCAAACCACUGUCAUCCAGUAAUGGGGGGGCGUGUUACGCAAAUUCAGCCGUCAUAGAGAGCAAUGGAAAUCUUGGCUUUGACAGCAUCAGUGUGGUCUCAGCACAGGAAGAAGCCACCCAAAGCAGCUUAUGCAAGUGUCUUAAUGGGCGUCCACUGUCAAAGAUUGGGACCAUUGCUUGGAUGGUAACACUGAGUGAUGCUGUACAUAAUUUCAUAGAUGGUUUGGCUAUUGGUGCUUCUUUCACUCUGUCUCUGCUUCAAGGGCUUAGUACCUCCAUAGCCAUCCUGUGUGAAGAGUUUCCUCAUGAAUUAGGGGAUUUUGUCAUCUUGCUUAAUGCAGGAAUGAGUACUCGACAGGCUCUGUUUUUCAAUUUUCUGUCUGCAUGUUCUUGUUACAUUGGAUUGGCUUUUGGUAUAUUAGUAGGCAACAACUUUGCUCCUAACAUCAUCUUUGCAGUAGCUGGUGGAAUGUUCCUGUACAUCUCUCUGGCAGAUAUGUUCCCAGAGAUGAAUGAUAUGCUGCGGGAGAAAGUGACAGGAAGAAAGAUGGAUCUUACAUUCUUCCUUAUUCAGAAUGCUGGUUUGCUAACGGGGUUUACUGCUAUACUGAUGAUCACCUUGUAUGCAGGAAAUAUUGAGCUGUGAUAAUGCAAGUGAAAAUGGAAUCAUUAUUGAAGACAUGAAGUAAAUUGCAAAUGGAAGACCCUUGAAAUCCAUAAAGGGACAUUCAUUAAUGACAAGUCCCAUCCUAUCCCUCUUGCCCCAAAUAUAGGAAGUUCUUCUUUAGGACUUGCAGUCAAUCCAAAUAGCAGGAGCUGUCAACUUCUGUACAAUGCCAAAAAAAAAAAGUGCUAGUACUUCUAUGUCUACUUAAAAUUAUCAGACAUAUCUGAACUGUCAUAGAGAAAGGAUGUUACUUGGCCAGUAGAAUAAUGCAAUACAUGCAACUCAGGACCAACUGAAAGCUGAGGUGUACAAGGAAGAUGCGUAUUUAAAAGAAAAUAACAGAGUUUCAUACCCUUUUUUAACUGUGAUGAAGGCAAGCAGUUUCAAUUUUCCUGACUUUCAUGCAGAAUUUGUCUGUGUAACAUCCCCUUUCCCCAUCCAAAAAAAAAAAUCAAAUUAUUUCAGAGUAGGUACUAAUGAAGCUAAGAUUUUUAAUUACUACUAAUUAACACUGGAAGGAAAGAUAGCAGUUCCUGCUUUUGAUCUUCUCUCUUUAUAAGUGCACUAGGGAAUUGUUGAUUUAUUUUGAGAACCACUUUUUUUAAUUAGAGGGAACCUGUGUUAAAUUUAUGACUUUUAUCAACUCCAUAAUAUUUUAGAAACAUUGAGUAUUUUAAAAUGUACAAGCAUUUUGUAUUCUAUGAAAAUAAUAAACUUUUGUAAUUAAGUUUCACAAAUAUUCUCUUUAAAAAAAUUGGUAUUUUAGUUUCACAAAGUGGAAUUUAGAAAAAAAUCUUGCUAAAAUCAACAUUCCAGUAAGCUUUUUUGUAAUUUGAAUAAUUUCCUCAUGUGCAGUUGAGUGGAAGUAAGUGAUAAUAAAAUAUACAAAUUCUUAUCACAAUCUGUUGCAUGUGACCUUUCUAAAAUCAUGCUUAUAUGUAUGAGUUCUUCUGAAAUAAACAAUUCAUCACCUUUAGUGUUACAGGAUGUACACAAGGAAAUUCAUAAAAAAAUAUAGUCCAUUUCAAUCAACACUUUGCUUUGAAGGAAAUGUCAUUCUCUAGUAAGUUUCUUUUUUCAUUGAAUUUUAAGCAAGUUUUACAGCUUCAAAGAAGAUACUAUUUUUUGAUGUAUUUCCUGGUUGUAGGAAGGGACAAAUAUUUUAUUUUUAAUUCUCUAUUAAAAUAUAUUUUCUACCAGAUAAAGGAUUUAUUUUAAUAUUUUACUUGAAUCUCAUCUGUAAUUACAUUAGAGAAAAUAACUAGGUGUCUGUUCUUCCGCACAGAAGUUGUAAAUGAUACUUACUUUAAAAUAUGUUAUAAAUGUUAAAAUGUAAUCAUAGUAGCCAAUGACAUUUGCUGUAUGGAAAAAGCAUUUACUAGUCACUUUGUGCUCUCUAAGUUUCUGUGAAGAAGAAUCCUCCCACUCCAUGUCUUUCCUUUAAUUCCUUCCUUAUUGAUUCCUUGGAUAUAAGCUGUUUGUAAAUGCUACUCUUGAGUAUGACAAUAAUUUAUUAUAGUAACUAUGAAUGUUCAUUGACUUUUUAAAAUAAUUUGACCAUUUCUAGUUCAUCAGAUUAUUUUAAUAAGAUACCUGCAUGGUACUUUUCACCUUUAAAUCCAAACAUUUGCAAAGGAGACUUGAUUUUUAUUAACUCCCUAAGGAGGAAAACCUGAGGCAAACGAGUCAUUGAAAUAACCUACUUUUAGAUCACAGAGCAGACUAGAGAUGGAACAGUCUGAUUUUCUGUGCAGUGCUUUAGUCAAAAACCAAAUUGUCUUUUCUGCUAAUUGGAUAUUUAGUACAUAAGAAAGUUUUUUGAUUUCUGUAUGGGCAGGUUUGUCUGUAUAUCUUUGCUAUUAUUAUUUGUUUGUCCAGUACAUAUAAAAUACAUCUAUUCCAAUUCUAGGACUUGCAGUGAUUUCCUAGACUUUGCAGAUACAUCCAGUGAGGAAGAAGGAUGAGCAAACAUGCUGGUUUUUUGUGACAAAUAAGACUGCAAAUAGUUACUCCCCAAAAGGUUUGAAAAUUAGUCGAGGGAAAGACUUUCAUAUUCUUUUUCAUGUUAAUGUCAUCUGCAAUACUUAAAUUGCCACCUCUUCAGCCUUCUUUUCAACAGUUGUGCAAAUUCAGCAUGUAAUGUAAUUUCAUAGGGCUCUUACGUACUUUUGUAUAUGUUGUUUCCUUAGGGCAAAUUAUUGGACAUCUAAUGUUAGGCAUUAUCUAACAUAUACUUGGGAAGAUAUUCUGUGUUGGCAAUACUGUCAUAGAUAGUAUACAGUUGUAAAUAGAUCACUGUCAUAAAGUUUCCUUUUUUUCAUGAUGUGAUUCAGGACCUAAGACACACUUUUGAAAAUUUCACUAGAGGUGGGGAAAGAUCUAAUACCACAAUGCCUUCCCCACGCCCACCCACCCCGCUGAUAAUACACUAAAGAAGGAGCCAGGAGCGUAUAAAGAGCAACAAGAUGGACAAGGGUAAAUCCUAGAGUUCUUCUGACCUCUUGAAGACAGGAUAUGCAGAUAAGUAAAAUGGUCUGUGGGGGAAGCCUGUCAAAUAUGCCAUACAUAAUUAUCAUUUAUGAUUUCAGGAAAAAUAAACACAAAAAUUUGGUCAGCACUUUAGGGUUACUGUUUUUGACAUUUUGAUGAGUUCUUGACUGAAUAAGGAUUUAAGGCAUCAAACUAAAAAUUUAGUCUCAACUAUAACCAACCAGCUAAACUAAAUAUCAGCCCCAUUCUAACAGUAGUAUGGAAUGCAUUGUGGUCUUCUCUAUGCUGAAGUAUUUGCCCUGCUGCUCCAUUAACUUUUGUAGCCUUCCUGAAGCUUUGUGUUGCCUGAAUAAAAAGAGCUACAAAACUUGAACUAUAUGGUUUAAAGAUGACUUGAACAUGCAUUAAUUGCAUUCAGUAACGCUAAUGAUAGCAGUGGAAACAUCUCCUAUGUUUCCACUAUGUGUGCUAAUUUCUGCAUCACAAUCUGUAAUUUUUAAGAAACCACUGAUUUUACCUGUAUAUAGGCGAACAGAUUCACAUAUUACCAUGUUGUUUUGUCUUCUACUGUAGCAUGUCAUCUGUGUAAACUCGAAGGUGACUAAGAUCCAGGGAGAAAACAGUUUUAGAUGACUGUUUUUCUGCUUCAUGCAAUUCUAAUGAAGACAUUUCAAGUAAUGUUGAGCCAAGUUUUAAUGUCUCUGAGCAUGUAACUUGUUGCUAAAUUUAGAACAUUGAUUGAACAUUGAUUGAACAUGCAUUUCCUUUAGACAAUAAUGCUACACAGGUAGAAUUCAAAAAAUCUUUCAUAAUCCUUGAAACUUAAAAAAAAAAUAAUCCCACAAGUAGUUUAAGCCAAGUGAAAAUUGCUUAGAUCUGAUUAUAGGAACAGCAGCACAUAACAAGAGACAUACUCUACUAUCUACAGUUAUGUGAUCUAGUCAGCUGUAGUUGAUUCCUUGAGUAUGUUGGAACAGCUUCAGGUGUUUGAGCUUCCAGCCUAAGUGAUGGGUCUAAUAAAGCACUGAUGCUGUGAGGCCAUUUCCAAAAGGUUUUAAAUUGUUCAAAAUUCUUCAGUGGAAGUUCAACUAAAGAAUACGAUGAUAGAAAUAAAAUUGUCUCUAGAAAUGCAUGUUGUAUUUCACAAAUCAAAAAUACAUAUGGAGCAGGGCACUAACUUGGAUUUCCCUUUGCAUGUAUAGAUUUCUAGGUGCCACCAAACCAUUUCAUGUAUACCUAUGCACUGAAUGUGUAUUGUAGCUCUUGACUUUUAUUUUAAUGUAAUAUCCCAUACUUUCCAGGAAUGCUGUAGUUGCCUUACCAGCUCUUACAAUACUUGAUGCACAAGUUAACUCUCUGAGAUUUGAGAAGAAACUUAUCUCCCUGUCUUGCAGUUCAAUUCAAAAUGUACAGGUGUGUCAAGCUGACAAAGGUUGCUGAAAUGAAGACUAGAGAGAAAGUCAAAGAUCUGCUAGCAGUAGAUGUAAUGCACCUGUCAAAGGCAAAGUUACAUUCUACUUUUGUGACUUAAUCCCAUCUACAUUUAUUUUGCACCCAAUAUAUUGUCUCUCUUUUUUUUAAAAGUUAUUACAGUGCUUUUGAAGAAGAUAAUGUGUUUACAUGUCUUGUGAUUGCUAUUAUGAUCAUAAUGCUUUAUUCUAAUUUAAAUGCCUUCCACAGUUUCUACAUUUUCUUCCAUUUUAAAGUUAAGUGCCAUGGCAUUUAGUGCUUGGGGUAAAAAUAGGAGCUACAGAAUGCCAUAGGAAGUGAACUGCAGGGAAGAUGUAGCUUGAAUUUAUGAAUAGCAUGUAAACUUAGGCAAUGAUGUAAUUCUCCAUAAUACAGCUAUUAACUGCUGCUCUGGGUGGAAGCACUAUGAAAUAUUCAUAGGACCCAAAUUUGAUUUUCUUUAGAGAGAUACCAGUUCCUGACUCUGAGGACAAAAAACUUUGACACUCUUUCUUAUCUUGACUACCUCCAUGGAUAGUUGUUCAUUUCCUACUGCUUACUAGCUAUCUUGUUUGGUCUUUUAACUUGCAAUCUUAGCCUGUGUUAGAGUUUAAAAAUGUCAUCAUUUAGUGACUUUAAGUGUUGAAAAAACAUUCCACCUUCACUAUGAUGUACUGCCCUUGUUCCUGUGCUUAAUUGGAUUUUUCUAUGACUUUUGAAUAUAAAAUAUUUCAAUUGUGAUUGUCACUAUAAAAUCCAAUGCAUAUUAAGUUCCUGUGUUGACUUCAGAUUGAAGUCUUUAGUUCUCAUGUACUCAUUUCACAUCUAGAUCCUGAAUUGUCCCAUAAAAGGGGGGUUGUGUAAACAGCAUAGCUCACAGAUAAGGAAAGUAAGUAAAAACAUGAAAUACCUAUCUAGAAGAAGACAAGAAAUGGAGUUAGGAUUAGAAUAUGAGCCUACUGUCUAUAAUUGUUAGCUAUUCUUUAGAACACUUGAGAAGAUGGAUGACAUCCCCAAAGCUAAUAUCAGAAAUUCUCCUUGAUUCUUUAUCACCUUCUUUUAAAAAAUAGUAGUUAGAAUAAUUUUGAUCAAAACAUACUGCUUCCUGGAAACUCCCAAAAUCUGAUCACCUCAGUUCUGCUCCCUCUGUUUUAUCAUGGCUUUACCUCAUUAUUCACAGCCAGUAUCUCCUGAUGACAGCUACAUUUAUCCCAUUCCGCAUUACUGUUUUACCAUCCUGGCAAGUGCUGAGCAGGAGGUCAUCAUGAUUUCGUUUGCUAAGAAAAUAUAGUUGGACCCAUGAAGUUGCUGAAAUCAGCCUUGUGGUGUUUUGUGGAGUUGGUCUUGGCAAUGCCUGAGCUAUUAGAAUGAAAAUAAUGAUAAUUAGUAAUCCUCUUCAAUAAAAGAAUUUUGUUAGUACACCAAAUAUUAUAUUAUAUUAUGUAGAACAACAGUGGUAUAAACAGUGGAAGACAAGAAUAAAAUUUAUUUAUAUCCAGCUAGCCUUAGUCAAUUGGAGAAACAGCAGCAGUCAUCUCUGGUUAGGCUGGUUCUUGAGAAGACGACAUGCACAGUGCCAUUCCCCUAGUGCUAAAGAGUGAAAAACCCAAUCUAAUUAGAAGAAACAUAAAACGAGAUUAUAUGAGUCAAGCAUAUUUAGUUAGCUAGAGAAUACAAAAAGGCUUUGAUGGCAUUGGCCUAAAGGAUACAGAAAAUGCACUAAAAUCCAUUUUUCUGAUUCAUAGGUGAAAGCUAAUGAAGUGUUUGUCUCACAGUAAAUGCAACAACACAAACCUGACUGUUUCUGUAAGACAAAAAAGUUAUUGC